AUGUCGCGCUCAGAAAAACUGCUUGAAUUAGCGGCACGAAAAUUUAAAGAAAGUAAUGCUUUGGAAUUAGAGAGGUCCGCUCAAAAUGAUUAUAGUUCUCCUGGUCCCUCAGGUGUUACGCGUACUGUGAAACAAAUGAAUGAUGGCGGUAGUGAUUCUGACUUAGAAUGGGAAGACUUUGAUUGUGAUGACUCUGUGAAAGACAGAACUUAUCAAUGUGAUUCAAAUGAUGAGGGUAGUGGUGAAAGUAACGCAGAACGAGUCCUUGUCAUAGACGAAUCCAUGGUUCCGUUUAGAGGACGGUUGAGUUUUCGGCAGUAUGUACCGAAUAAAACACAUAGAUAUGGGGUCAAACUUUAUAAGCUAUGUACAAGUUCUGGGUACACUUACAACCUAAAGGUUUACACUGGUAAAGGCGAUACACAACCUGAGCUGGGACAUGCACAAUCUAUUGUAUUGAAAUUGUUGGAAGAUGUGAAUAAAAAAAAAGGACGAAUAUUAUAUCGCUCCGUUGAUAGAAAAGUGACAUAA
Acanthoscelides obtectus is the source of this 531-nucleotide messenger RNA. Lineage: Eukaryota; Metazoa; Arthropoda; Insecta; Coleoptera; Chrysomelidae. The record is from the annotation of a GenBank genome assembly.